UGUGUUGCAGCCUACAAUUACAAAGCAAGACCGCGCGACUUAAACUGUGGUUGCCAGAGCAGACCUACGUGCUUUUUCAUUGUUUACGUCAAAUCCUCAGCAGCGGAAAGAGCUGGGAGACGUUAAGACCUGGGUUCCAUUUAAAAAGGUUCGCCCUCGUCUCAUCACCUUUCAGUUUUAUUUGUUCAUCUUUGGAGUACAUCUGUUCAUCGGUUUGGUGACAGACAGAAACGUUACAGCAGGUGCUUGGAGUGUGUUGGCAGGUGAGAGGGUCAGAAGUUUGAGGUUUCAUAGCGACUCCCUUUUUCCUGCAGAGGGACUGUCUGGCCGUCUGUGAGCGGAGUCCGCUGUUCCUAGCAGCCCUCCAGAGGUGCGAUCAGGAUGUCGAGCGAUCCCCCUCCUCCCUACCCCGGCGGGGCCACUGCACCCCCGAUGGAAGAGAAAAACGGCCAGCCGCCUGUCUCUGGUGCCGUCCCGGUGAUGACGGUGCCCCUGCAGGGACACCCCGUGCCCCCGGAGUACGCCCCCCCGCCCUAUGAGAGCACCAUGCAUCCGGGAUACGUGCCUCCGCACGUGCCCGGGGAGGGACCCAUGCCCAUGCCCAUGCCCAUGCCCCACCCCCACGCGGGGUAUUAUCCAGUACCACCAGGGCAGUUUGCCCAGCCCAUCCCGGGGCAGUACGGGCCGGGACCCAGUCACUACCCCUCCCCGGGGGGUCACACGGCGACGGUGCUGGCCCCCUCAGGCACGGCUACCACGGUGACGGUCCUGCAGGGGGAGAUGUUCCAGUCGGCGCCGGUGCAGACGGUGUGUCCGCACUGCCAGCAGGCCAUCGUCACCCGCAUCUCCCACGACGUGGGGCUCAUGAGCACCCUGUUCUGCCUCUUCUGCUGCUUCGUGGGAUGUGACCUGGGCUGCUGUUUGAUCCCCUGCUUUAUUGAUGACCUGAAGGACGUGACACACACCUGCCCCAACUGCAAGGGCUAUAUUUACACAUACAAACGCAUGUGCUAACAGUACACACUCACGCACGCGCUCUCUCGCGCUCACACAUUUGAAAAAUGCAAAAACUCUGUCCUCACAGCGCCUCCGAGUGGCAGGUCUGAGUAUUUCUCUCAGUAGUGGGUUCCCUUUUUUUCCGUCCAGCGUGCUGUCGUGUUUUUAUUUUAGCUUUCUAACAAUAGCUGCCAUUUUAUAAUUUUAUUGUAACAUCUGUCCACCGUGUAAAUACUGAAUCACAAACCAGCGUACAGCGCAGGUCAUGCGCUCUGUUACCGUGGGGACAGUUAUCAAGAGAAUAUAUAUUCGCCAAAUUAAGCUGAGGAAGAAAUGAAAGGAAAAAAACAAACAAGGGAUUUGAGUGCAGAACACGUGAGGGGAUCAUCUUUCUGUUGCAUUUUUUUAAACGACGGAUAGGUUUUAGACCCUGUCGCUGGGUUGGCAGCCUGUACAGACCAACACCCUUCAGUUUGUGGGAGGAGAUUUUUAGUUGAAAGAAAUGAGCAGGGCAGGGACAAACUGUUGGGAAAAAGUCAUUUACUGUAAUCAACAUUAAUCUGUGAAACUUGUUAUGUAGCAAUAUCAAACAAUGAAGUCAGCAAAGGCAAGGUCAGUAUAAUGUUUUUAUUUUUUAAUUUACUUAUUUUAGUUGUUUAGUUUUAUUAUAUGUAUCAUUUUAACAUAAUAUUUAUAUAUUGAGGCCAAGGCCUGCUUUGACUGAGUCUGAAUUAAUUGUUUUUCUUCUCAAUUACUGUUUUAAUGGACAGAGUACUUUUAUCUGCACUGACGGUGUAUGUGCUUGGAUUACUGUGUUUCCCUUUAAAACGUGUAAUGUGCAGUAAAAUAACAGAGUAGGUUCUAGUUGAUGCACUCAAUGUGUACAAGAGGUGUGAUAGAGAUCUGUCUAUCUUGAUACACUCAUCUUUAUCUUUAGUCUGUGUAGUAGACUUUCAGGCAUUCGAACGACUGGCAAGAUGGCACUGUUUUUCUCCAGGGCUGUUUGAUGAUGCUAUGUUUGGUAGACAUAUUUACAGUUUAACUGCUUUAUUAUUGAUGCAGCAACAUUUUCAUAUUGACUGUUAAGCGAAUGUCUAGCCUCGCUGUUUGUAAGAGGCCAUGGUAAUUAUUGUAUUUAUUCAGUACCAUGCUAUGGGGGAAAAUUGUCAUAUCAACAUUAGUCAUGUUAUAAGUGUAUUUUUCCCGUCAGAAAAGAUGGCCACUUGUUCAGAGAGAGGAUCCAGAUCCAAAUCUGAUCCAGGAACCAGGGGAGACACAUGGUGUUCUACCCUUGUGUGACAUCAUAAUGCCAGUGUGCCACGCCCUGCCCAUAUGCCAAGCCUGUGGCCCCUGGCCAGACCCUGUCUCUCGAUGCUCUCUUCAGCCCCCUCUCGUGCCCAGGGGCCCCUGUCCUGGACGUACCGUCCGGUAAUUGUAAUACGGGAAGACAAAUCCUCAACCAACUGCAGGAUAUUUAACAAGAAAACAUUAAAGAGUACCUCACGGGCAGACUUACUGCUAAUUAACCUGGGGUUGGGAGAGGUUGUGGGAGAGCAGUUGCACUCUGAUCAUUCUUUGAGUGCUGCUUCUCUUAUUUUUCUGCCACUGUAUAUACAUUUUGCUUAUUAUACAGCAGCUUAUCUUUUACGGUGUCCUCAUUUUGUUUUCCGUCAGUCAGUCUAUGGUUGAACAUCCAUUUAAAGUACCGUAGAAAUAUAAAAUUCUGCUGUUUGUUUCAAAUGGUUGAUGGGAACACUGAAGAUGAUUCCUGUGAAUGGCUGCCUGUUGAACUGAGCUGUAAUUGUUAAUAUGUUAAUAUCUCAGUACAGAAAGGGGAUGGCCUUUAUUUAGGGGUCUAAAAUAGGGGUCUCAACUCUAGCCCUGGCUGCCGUGUCCACAGUUUUUUGUGGUUUUCUUUUUGACUGCAGCUUUGGAAACAAGGUUUUGGGUUUGAGAUCCCAGCUCUAAAAGGAUGUGCUUGUUCUUAUUUUAAUGUUACGAUGCUUCUCACUACAGCAUGAGAUGCUCAGUAUGAUAGUAAUACAGCCUAAUCCUAUGCCAUUGGUUUAAAAUGCAAGACAUUUGAUUGGCCAGUUGCCAGUGGCCUUUGCUCAGCCAUUCCAUUGGCUCGUUUGCAUUGAAAACCUAGUCCCCAUUGCCCUCAUGUAGAACGACGUUGCCUGUGCUUGUGUGCGCUUUAAAUGAAGCACAUUAGGAAUACCGUCUUUAUCCGUAAGAAACCCGCGUUACCUUGUCCGCACCCUCUCCCCGCUUAACCACAGUGGCCGCCACUCACCGUGUUCAAUGCGUGUAGCCUUGCGUGUUACGGCCUCGAAUGUCACUGGUACUGCGAAUGAUUUCUGCUCACUGUCUGGUAUCUAACCAUCACACUAAUAUAACGCAGGCCUAUGCUAGGUUCACGUAACUCAGCCUGAUUACCUUGAUCGCUUAACCUUAUGGUUUAGGACACUUCUCAGUAUGUACUUAUGUCAUGUCUCCUGAAUAAUCCUUUAUGACUUUUUUACAUUUGAUAAAUCUGAUCAUAUUUUCAUAAUCGUGCUGUAAGGUGGUGGCUUCUCCUGUCAAUGCUGUUUGAGAACUGAUAACUAUAGCCAGCAUGGUCUUGCCAGAAAAUUCAGAAGGAAGUAUUAUAUCCAGAGGGCAUCGUCUUUUCUUUUUUUUUGGCAGUGCAUGGUCAAGCUUCUAUGAAUAUGUGCAAAAAUCUUGGCUGGUCCCCAUUGUCUUUUGGCAACAUUUAGACUGGUCCACAUGCAACAUUAAGCGACAUAAGAAGAAUGGUGUAAAUUUGAGCUUUUUUAAUGGAAACGCGUUCGCCUUUUCUGCGAUAGGUGGUGAUCUCGUUCAGAGGGUGUUGCUGUGCUAAAUAUGUUUAUGCAAAAAAAGAAAAGUGUUUCUGUAAACUGAACGAUGUGUGUUGGACCAUAACUGUUGCAUUAUAGUCCAAAAUGAUUCUUUUAACAAUAAAAAAAACCAAACCGAAA
Messenger RNA from Anguilla rostrata (American eel), 3998 nucleotides. RefSeq names its product cell death-inducing p53 target 1 (gene cdip1). Gene Ontology annotation, biological process: intrinsic apoptotic signaling pathway in response to DNA damage by p53 class mediator. Gene Ontology annotation, molecular function: zinc ion binding. The record is from RefSeq and is a predicted model, not a curated record. The transcript is spliced from 6 exons. Gene Ontology annotation, cellular component: cytoplasmic side of late endosome membrane; cytoplasmic side of lysosomal membrane; nucleus. Bases 382 to 1014 code for a protein of 210 amino acids. Lineage: Eukaryota; Metazoa; Chordata; Actinopteri; Anguilliformes; Anguillidae.